This is a messenger RNA of Physcomitrium patens, 2691 nucleotides long. RefSeq lists its product as uncharacterized. Gene Ontology annotation, biological process: 'de novo' IMP biosynthetic process. The record is from RefSeq and is a predicted model, not a curated record. Gene Ontology annotation, molecular function: phosphoribosylaminoimidazolecarboxamide formyltransferase activity; IMP cyclohydrolase activity. Gene Ontology annotation, cellular component: cytosol. NCBI's taxonomy places the organism in Eukaryota, Viridiplantae, Streptophyta, Bryopsida, Funariales, Funariaceae.
GAAGUGAGGCAGCACGGACACUGUCCAGUCAUUCAUAACAGAGCAUCACUUGAUCGUUCAGAGGAAGAGGAGCAAUUGCAAAAGGCAGGAGGGUUGAAUUGUCGUCCUUGCCAGGAGACUAAGACAGGGGGAGAAAAAGAGACAGAGAGAGUGAGAGAGAGGGAGAGACGUUCUGUUUUUCUGACUGAGAGGGUACCUUGUGCUGUCCUCGCUGCCUGCCCUAGCCAAAGUGCCCGUUGCCCCACUCCAGUCCCAGUCAAGACUGAGAGCAUCAGCACUGCUGCCAUGGCGAUGGCCGCCACUUCCAGAGCUUCCCUCUCGCUGCUCUCCCUCAAUCUCUCCUCCUCUUCGUCCUCUGUUUCCUCCCUUGCGCAGUCCCGUCGUUCUCCUUCCAUGGCCGCGUCCCGAAGCUCCCACGUUGGAGGCAGUCGGGACCUUGUCUCUGUCAAGCAGCGCCUCUCCUCUUCCUCCUCGGUCAAGACCGGCGCGCCUCGCGUCUCGGCUACCAGGACCGCCAAUGUGUCCCCCGUCUCCGCCGUCUCACCGUCCUCGUCUAGUCCCGGGGCCACCAGCCAGGGAGCGAAGCAGGCGCUCAUUUCGCUUUCUGAUAAGCGAAACCUUGAAUUACUUGCCAAUGGACUCGGUGAUCUUGGAUAUAAGUUGGUAUCAACAGGCGGUACUGCCACUGCCCUUGUAAAGGCAGGCUUUUCUGUCACAAGGGUUGAAGAGCUAACAUCGUUUCCGGAAAUGCUCGAUGGGCGCGUGAAAACAUUACAUCCAGCAGUUCACGGCGGUAUUUUGGCAAGGCGAGACAUGCAGUCCCACAUGGAAGCACUCCAGCAGCAUGGAAUUGGAACUAUCGAUGUGGUGGUGGUUAACCUAUAUCCUUUCUAUAGUACCGUAACAUCCUCAAACGUAGAUUUUGAGACGGGGGUUGAGAACAUCGACAUUGGAGGUCCAUCUAUGAUUAGAGCUGCCGCAAAGAACCACACGGAUGUGAUGGUAGUAGUUGACCCCGAUGAUUACCCAGAAGUUCUAGCAAAGCUUCAAAAAGGUGAUGAUAGUAGCAUCAGCUUCCGAAGAAGGUUGGCGUGGAAAGCGUUUCAGCAUGCGUCAUCUUACGAUUCAGCUGUGGCUGAAUGGUUAUGGAAGCAUCAGCGAGAUGGUGAAGAAACAACUGAAUUUCCACCAAGUCUGACAGUACCUCUGACUUUGAAACAAAAGUUAAGGUAUGGUGAGAACCCACAUCAAAGGGCUGCUUUCUACGAGGACAAGUCACUUUGUGAAUUCAGGGCUGGAGGCAUCGCCACUUCAGUGCAAUAUCAUGGCAAGGAAAUGUCAUAUAACAACUAUUUGGAUGCGGAUGCAGCCUGGAAUUGUGUAUGCGAGUUCAACAAUCCUACAUGUGUGGUAGUCAAGCAUACUAAUCCUUGUGGAGUUGCCUCUGUUGGUCCAAAUCAAGGACUGUUGGAGGCUUACCGUCUUGCAGUCAGGGCUGAUCCUGUUAGUGCAUUUGGAGGCAUUGUCGCAUUCAAUGUGGAAGUAGAUGAGACCCUUGCACGCGAGAUUCGGGAGUUUCGUAGUCCCACAGAUUGUGAAACCCGGAUGUUUUAUGAAAUUGUGGUGGCUCCCAGUUACACAGAGAAAGGUCUAGAGAUUUUGAAGGGGAAAUCUAAAACUCUCCGUAUUCUGAAGGCUGAACAUACCAAAAAGGGUCGACGGUCUUUGCGACAAAUUGGGGGCGGUUGGUUGCUCCAGGAUUCUGAUGACAAGACACCAGAAGACCUUGGGUUUAAAGUUGUUACAAGCAAGGUGCCAACCUUGGAGCUCGUGGAUGAUGCUCAAUUUGCUUGGCUAUGCUGCAAGCAUGUGAAAAGCAACGCCAUUGUUGUAGCUAAGGAUAGCCGGAUGUUAGGAAUGGGAAGUGGCCAACCGAACCGAAUCAAGAGUUUGCAAAUAGCGUUGGAAAAGGCUGGGGAGGAAGCAAAAGGUGCUGCUCUCGCAAGCGAUGCAUUCUUUCCGUUUGCUUGGAACGAUGCUGUUGAAGAGGCUUGCAAGGCAGGUGUGAAGGUCAUAGCACAGCCUGGUGGUAGCAUGCGUGACCAAGACGCUAUUGACUGUUGCAACAAGUAUGGAGUAGCUAUGCUUUUCACCGAAGUUCGUCAUUUCCGACAUUGAUAAGCAUGGCACUUGUGAAUCAUUUAAUUCAAACUAUCACGGAAUGACAAUGAGAGGAUCCUGGAUUGUCAUACUUCAUCUGGAUAUCCAAAGACGGACCCAAGGCACCUGUGUAGUGAGCCGCGUAUGAAAGUGUAUCUUUGGUCACUUUAACAGCACCAGGUAGUCUUUGAUAGUUUUACGCAACUUAUCAUGUCUACAGGAUUGCUGUAGCUUUUUCUAAUAGGAUUUUGUCACAUGCCUGGUGAUCAGGGAUGCCAAGCGUCUUAGUUUUUAUCAGUCACUCGUUGUGGCGAGAUUUUGGGUCUACAGAAGUCUACAAUGGAAGCAGAUGGUAGGGCAGGGUGCUGAACGAGAAUCUGCUCAUGCAGCCAUUUUUGUCUUUAAAUCCAGCUCCCAAAUUUUGUCAUCUGAGGUGGUGGCUGAGGUAAAAACAUUUAGUGGAAUCUGUAAUUGUGCUGCGUUGUGGAUGAGCACGAGUUAGCAAAUAAUGAGUACACUUUUGGGUGCACA